This is a messenger RNA of Rosa chinensis, 1795 nucleotides long. RefSeq lists its product as uncharacterized. NCBI's taxonomy places the organism in Eukaryota, Viridiplantae, Streptophyta, Magnoliopsida, Rosales, Rosaceae. The record is from RefSeq and is a predicted model, not a curated record. The transcript has 7 exons. Bases 205 to 1512 code for a protein of 435 amino acids.
CUUUUAUUAUCUCUGUUUUCAAUUCUCAACAACUCUUCAGUUCCCCCCGUUCUCUCUCUCUCUCUCUUCUACUGUGGGUGAGCAUAGAGAGAGAUUUUGAUGGUUGCGUGAAGCAAAAGCUUGGUAUAUUAGUCUCCAACACACUCUCAGUAUCUCACUGUCGUUUCUCGAUCGGAAUUAAACCUUCUCUGUUUGAUCCUCGAAAUGGGCAAGAAAGAUCAGCACCAGCAAAUAAUAAGGGAUCUCAUGAGAGACAACCCCAAAGUCGAAGCCGUUCUUCACCUUCUCAGAAAACAAGCCCCGCUGACGGUAAAACAGGAGAAGUUCUGUAACAGUGCUUGUGUGGAGAGGUUUCUGAAAGCGAAAGGGGAGAGUGUGAAGAAGUCGGCCAAGGCACUCAGAGCUUGCCUUUCCUGGAGAAACACUAUUGGGACUGAUCACUUGAUAGCAGAUGAGUUCUCUGCUGAACUUGCAGAAGGCGUUGCCUACGUGUCUGGUCAUGAUGAAGAAUCCAGGCCUGUUGUGAUUUUCCGGUUCAAACAAGACUACCAAAAGUUGCAUUCCCAGAAACUGUUCACUAGGUUAUUGGUAUUCACGCUGGAGGUGGCCAUUCAGACGAUGACCAAAAACGUCGAGCAGUUUGUUCUUCUCUUCGACGCAAGCUUUUUCAGGUCAGCGUCGGCUUUUAUGAACCUGCUUCUGCCAACUAUGAAAAUUGUGGCAGAGUACUACCCAGGACGGCUCUUCAAGGCCUUUGUCAUUGACCCUCCGUCUCUCUUCUCCUAUCUCUGGAAGGGCGUUCGACCGUUCGUUGAGCUAUCAACGGCUACGAUCAUGGUUUCCUCCCUAGACUUCGAAGAGUCGAUGGAUUUCGACGACUUCUCCUCCUAUCCUCGCGCCUCGUCGCUCCGAUUCGACCCCUCAUCAACGGCCAAGAUCGGCUCCUGCUCCUCCUCCCGCUUCUCCUUCACCGUCUCUCACCACCAGAUCGACUCCCUCAAGCCGUGGUACCUCAGCCUCACCGACACGUCGUCCUCCAAGGUCGGGCCCACCACCCCCUCCCAUCUGGGACCCGCCCUCAUCUCCCCACACAACGCCAGGUCGUUCUCCUUCGCCUCCCCCGCCGCAAGGACGCCACGUGGCACCCUCCAUGGCUACGGCAACUCCGCCGCCACCCGGAAGAGCCUGUUCCCUUCGACCCCGCUCCCCCCGCGCUGCCGCCCCAUGACUUCGUCAUCCAGCGACGGCAGCAGGACCCCCCAUCCUCCCCGUCCGCCGCGGACCCCACGGCCGUCGUUCUUCCAGUCCCCGGCGACGUUCUUCCGCAAGGAGUGCCACGUCAGCCGGACGGAGAAGUCGCGCGAGUCGUUCGUCCCGUUCCUCAAGUUCUACCGGCGGCCGUACGACGAGAUGAUAUACCGGUCGAAAAUGCGGCCACCGCUCGGCGGGCUCGUCUCCAUUGUCUCCCCCCACCUCAGACGCCGCCACGUGUCCAUGUCCCAGCGGUACUGAUAUCCCAAACUCCCUGAAGAAGAAGAAGAAGAAGAAGAGCAAAAGUACAUAGAUUAAAAAUUAACAACUAAUAAUUGAUUAAUUAUAAAUGUUAUUAAAGUCCAACUCUGGUCGUGCAUGGGUUACAGAAAUAGAGAGAGAGAAAGAGACAGCGUGCUAGGCAAGGUGUUCGCCAUGUCUGAUUUUGAGCUCUGUGGUUGUGGGAAGGAUUUGAUUUUCCUCGCAAAAAAGGGAAAAAAAAAAAAAAAAGGUCUACGUUUUCGGGUUUCGAAGGCUUCAAAAA